AUGGUUGAUUACAAGUAUUGGUACUAUGGAUUUGUCAUAAUGGUUUGUUAUAUGAUUUUAUUUAUCAUUCUCAUAUGGAUAUAUGCAACUUUCCUAUUACCAAUUCUUGCUGGCUGGCAGAUCAUAUUGCUUGGGCCAAUUGGGUUGUUUAUUGCUAUAGUGCAAAUGAUUUUGCAAUGUAAUACAUGGACUCUAAGGGGUAUCAAGAACUUUGUACUAAAUAUUUUCACUGAUGAUAUCUUUGAGUUAACAUUGUUAAGGAAAGGUCAGGCAGAGAGUUUGAAAAACUUUAAGAUGAGACAACUCCCAGCAGGUCCCGAACUGCAUUUAAACCAUAUAGAAUAUUGGAUUCACGAUGUUCCAUUUAAUACCUUUUCGUUUUUACGUUGGCUCUUUGUUUUUAUUGCAUUAACCCUCAUAUCGCUAAUUCCUAUUAUUGGUCCAUUUACCGCUAACUUCUUACAAACACCAGAUAGGGCCUAUGGUUACUAUGAUGUAUGGAUGAGUAGAAGAAGAUUAAGCGACAAAGCAAAACGUGAUGAGUACUACUCCAGGCUUGGGCAACUUUGGGCCUUUGGAUUAACUGCUGGCCUUUUGGAACUAAUACCCGGAUUUUCAGCCCUUCUGAUGAUCAGCAAUGUAAUUGGAGUUGGUAUUUGGGCUCAUGAAGAUAUCAAAUUUAAAAGGGUACAAACUUGA
Kluyveromyces marxianus DMKU3-1042 is the source of this 699-nucleotide messenger RNA. RefSeq names its product EI24 domain-containing protein (gene RRT8). Gene Ontology annotation, cellular component: ascospore wall; lipid droplet; prospore membrane. The coding region runs from base 1 to 699 and encodes 232 amino acids. The transcript has a single exon. Lineage: Eukaryota; Fungi; Ascomycota; Saccharomycetes; Saccharomycetales; Saccharomycetaceae. The record is from RefSeq and is a predicted model, not a curated record.